Messenger RNA from Camelina sativa (false flax), 861 nucleotides. Its product is annotated as peptide methionine sulfoxide reductase A3. Lineage: Eukaryota; Viridiplantae; Streptophyta; Magnoliopsida; Brassicales; Brassicaceae. Gene Ontology annotation, cellular component: cytoplasm. The record is from RefSeq and is a predicted model, not a curated record. Gene Ontology annotation, molecular function: peptide-methionine (S)-S-oxide reductase activity. Gene Ontology annotation, biological process: cellular response to oxidative stress.
UCUCUCUCUCUCCAUAAGCCCCCUCGUGUCUUCAUCUCUGUCAUUAGAAAUCUCUCAAUGAACAAUAUACUCAACAGGAUGGGUUUGGGAUCAAGUGGGCAAAGCAAUAUGGAUCCUUCUCCGAUAGCUCAGGGGAAAGACGAUGACGCUCCGUCACCGGCGAAUAAGUUUGCCCAAUUUGGUGCUGGUUGUUUCUGGGGUGUUGAGCUGGCGUUUCAGAGAGUUCCAGGGGUGACUCAGACUGAGGUUGGGUAUACACAAGGGAUCAUACACAAUCCUUCAUACGAAGAUGUCUGUAAAGGAACCACGAGACAUACCGAGGUUGUUAGGGUUCAGUAUGAUCCUAAUGAUUGCAGUUAUGAGUCUCUGCUUGAUUUGUUCUGGUCUAGGCAUGAUCCCACCACUUUGAAUCGUCAGGGAAAUGACGUGGGAACCCAAUACAGAUCUGGGAUAUACUUCUACACUCCUGAGCAGGAGAAACUAGCCCGCGAGUCACUGGAACGUCACCAGCAACAAAUGGAGAGGAAGAUCAUGACUGAGAUCUUACCAGCUAAAAAAUUCUACAGAGCUGAAGAUCAACAGCAGCAGUACCUGUCAAAAGGUGGCCGGUUCGGCCUCGGGCAAUCUUGUGCCAAAGGCUGCAACGACCCAAUCCGCUGCUACGGGUAAAAAAGUGUUUCCCUCUGCUUCGCUCCCAAAACAGAGGAUUUAGCGUUUAGGGACCGUUGUGUGUCAAGAUUUAUGUAACUACUACUUAUGGAAUUUUAUUUCCAGUGUUACAAUAAUAAUGAUGUUACACUCUAUGAACAUAAAUCAAACAUAAAAAGAUUGUACAAUCGAAAACUCAUUAUAAUUGUCUAA